ACCAGUCCCCACUCCCCACUCGCCUUCGUCCCGCGAAAACCCUACCUCCGGAGGCGAGAUGAAGGGCGGCGACGUCGAGGCGGGCACCGCGGCGCCGUACCCCGGGACGACGGAGAGCCCCGAGCUGCGCUGGGCGCUCAUCCGGAAGAUCUACGUCGUCCUCUGCCUGCAGCUUCUCCUCACCGCCGUCGUCGCGGUCGUCGUCGUCAAGGUCCGCGCCAUCCCGCACUUCUUCGUCUCCUCCUACGCCGGCCUCGGGCUCUACAUCUUCAUUCUCAUCUUCCCCUUCAUCGUGCUGUGCCCGCUGCACAUCUACCGCCAGAAGCACCCAGUCAACUUGCUGCUUCUUGGCGUCUUCACAGUGGCCAUCAGCUUCUCUGUGGGCUUGACAUGUGCCUUUACCAGCGGCAAGGUCAUUUUGGAGGCUGGGAUUCUUACAAUCGUGGUUGUCUUGAGCCUCACUGCUUACACCUUCUGGGCUGCAAGGAGGGGCAAGGACUUUAGCUUCCUUGGUCCUUUCCUAUUUGCUUCUCUGAUGAUUUU
Aegilops tauschii subsp. strangulata is the source of this 543-nucleotide messenger RNA. NCBI's taxonomy places the organism in Eukaryota, Viridiplantae, Streptophyta, Magnoliopsida, Poales, Poaceae. The record is from RefSeq and is a predicted model, not a curated record.